GCUCAGCACCACCCGGCUCUGGCUGGGCAAGGCGCUGGCACUGAGGGACCCUGCCCAGGGGGGAACCCAGCACCGGAGGUCUGGAAGCUCUGUCCAGAGCCAUGGGGUGCAGGAGGGUCCCUGGCAGGGUGCUGGCUUUCCAGCUGAGCUGUCUGCUUCUCCUGGGGCCGCUGCCCUCCCCAGCCUGUCCCAGUGCCUGCCGCUGCUCCUCGGGAGAGGCUGACUGCAGCCAGCACGGGCUCCGGGAGGUGCCCCAGAGCCUUUCCACCAACACCAGCGCCCUGUGGCUUGGUUACAACUUCAUCGCGGUGCUGGGGCCGGGUUCCUUCCCUCCCCUGCCGAAGCUGUUGCUGCUCAGCCUGCCCCACAACCAUCUGGGGCUGAUCCACAGCCGGGCGCUGCUGGGGCUCGGGGCGCUGCGGGACCUGGACCUCAGCAACAACCGCUUGACCGUGCUGAGCCCCGACACCUUCCUGCCCCUCACCAGCCUGGUCAUGCUCAACCUGGGCAGCAACAGGCUGAGGGAGCUGGAGCCUGGGCUGGCGGAGGUCCUGCCCCAGCUCCAAGGUCUCCUUCUGCAGGACAACCCCUGGGUGUGCAGCUGCAGCAUUCGGCCCCUCUGGCGCUGGCUCAGCCACAACAGGGAAAAAGUGCAAGAGAAGACUUUGCUCCUCUGCAGAGCUCCAGAGCAGCUGAAUAAUUAUCCAAUCAUGGACCUCAGGAAUGAGUCCUUCACACAGUGUCAGGAGACCUCACUCACUGUUCAGCACUACAUUGCCUUCUUCAUCAUUGGACCCUUCUGCUUCAUGGCCAGCAUCUUCUUCUGCACCUUCAUGGGCUCCAUCACAGUGUUUUGCCAGCACCUACGCAGGGAACCCGACUCCUGGAGGAGACCCCACAUCUGUGGGGGCCACUGAGGGAGGGUGGCCAGGCCAGGAGGUGGUCCAUGCCCUUCUCCACCUGCCUCUAUCCCCCUCUUGCAAACAUUUCUCGUGGACCAGUGAGUGGAUGCUCCGUGCCUGGAAACCCCUUUUCUUCCUCCCAGAACCCCUGAGAUGAUGCCAAACCCCAGCUCAGCCCCGCGGCAGGACAUGGGCUGCAGCUGCUCUCAGUGUCUCAGGGGGUUGCCCCCAACCACCUCAGACCUGCACAUCUCCUUCCUGGGGCUUGCCAGCUGAUCCUUCUCCAGCUCACCCUUCAGUUCCAGACUGUCCCCAGCCCCCGUUGCCAGGCCUGGCCAUCAGCCUGGCAUCCCAUAAUGGUGAUAUCCCUUCCCUCCCAGUCCUCCCUGCACCUCCUGCCCUUUCUCCUCCUGGUUUCUCCAUCCCUCCCUCCAUCUUUUACUCUUUUCAAACCCUGCAGCAGUGCUGGGUGAGGCUCUGAUUCAGCUCGGGGCUCCCUGCCAGCUUUGCCAGAAGGCAGAGAAGGAAAGAGGCACAAGGCACCAGAAUAAACCACUUCAUGAUCCAGUUUAGACUUUACUGAGCUCUUGCAAAAACUUGGUAUUAAUGUUACAUUGACGUAUAAAGUAGAAUGGGUCCAAAUUCUCAGCUGGAGCGAGAUGAACUUGAUGGAGCCACUGCAGUCAGUGGGAUGAUGAUCACAGACCUCAGCUGCUGCCUGAAAAUCCUGGCUGCAAAGGCUGCCCACCUUCAGGGGAACCCCUCUGCUCG
Calypte anna (Anna's hummingbird) is the source of this 1673-nucleotide messenger RNA. It is a transcript of the gene LRRC26, whose product is annotated as leucine rich repeat containing 26. NCBI's taxonomy places the organism in Eukaryota, Metazoa, Chordata, Aves, Apodiformes, Trochilidae. Gene Ontology annotation, cellular component: plasma membrane. The record is from RefSeq and is a predicted model, not a curated record. Gene Ontology annotation, molecular function: protein binding. Bases 102 to 917 code for a protein of 271 amino acids. The transcript is spliced from 2 exons.